CGCGGCGUGAUCACCUUGACGCCCUGACACGCAUACCCGGUGCGCUUGUGGUUAUCGUGGAAUGCCACCCUAGUGAUAAGGAAGAGUGGCGCCGGAGGCUGGAGAAGCGUGGGGCGGCAGUUGCCAACUGUGGUGGCGCUGGCGGUGAUGGAUGGCAUAAGCCCAAGACAUGGGCGGAGCUGGAAAGGCUUGUGGAAGGGUACCAAGGUUGCACGGAUUAUGAAAUUGGGGAUGUGCCGAGGAUUGUCGUCGAUACAACUGAUCCGACAGUUGACGCGGAGGCGAUUGCUGCAAAGUAGUCUGUUUUGGUGUCAAGAUCUAUAGGAGAGGCAUUUCUCCUGGAAAUAGAGGCCUGAGUUCUUGGGGCUAGAUGGCAUCUACUGGUCUAAAACCAGGGGUGCCUGUUACUCUGCGGGAACUAGAACCAUCCUCAGAGAUGUUCAAGCCAGGAGCAUCUCUUCGAGUCACAGGAAUUCUUCAGUCGUAUGAUGUGGACUCUGCAACUGCUGUCAUUCAAGAUGGCAGUGUGAGCUUGAAGGUUGACACCCAAAAUCUGAGGGACAUCAGUUUCCGCACGAAUUCGGCAUACCAGUUCAUUGGCGAACUGCUGAUCCAAGCAGAUAAUGAGGCGAUUCUACAAGCGCGCAUAGGAAGGAUCGUUGAUGGCCUCGACCUGAACCUUUACCAGCAGUCUCUGCUCAUCCGACGGCAGCACGAAGCCAAGCUACGCAACUCCAGAAGAGCAUGAUCUAUUGCUGUGGAACCAGGCACAUGUUCAUCGCAGUUAAAUGCCUUCGUUUGGCCAAUAUGGACCUGCAUUUGUACAUGAGAACAGAACCUAACCAUCUAGAGAAUUUGAUGAUAACAGUCGAUUAACUCAGAGGCUCUGCAUAUUAUUUCAGGAACCUCACAUAUCUGUUUCUGGCUGUUUGUGGUUUGGCUUUUCCCUUGUUGCCUAAAUGGGCUGCCAUGGCAUGUGUGCAGAUCUGAUUGCCAUGAUUUUUAUUGGAGCGUGGACAAUUUCAAUA
Panicum virgatum (switchgrass) is the source of this 1028-nucleotide messenger RNA. Its product is annotated as CST complex subunit TEN1-like. The coding region runs from base 371 to 748 and encodes 125 amino acids. NCBI's taxonomy places the organism in Eukaryota, Viridiplantae, Streptophyta, Magnoliopsida, Poales, Poaceae. Gene Ontology annotation, molecular function: telomerase inhibitor activity; single-stranded DNA binding; telomeric repeat DNA binding. Gene Ontology annotation, cellular component: CST complex. Gene Ontology annotation, biological process: negative regulation of telomere maintenance via telomerase. The transcript has 5 exons. The record is from RefSeq and is a predicted model, not a curated record.